AUGUUCAGAGCGCCAUCAAGAACGCUAUUUCGCAGAAUGUCUACCCUAACUCCAGUUUACACUAAAUCCGCUCCAGCUCCAGCUGCAUCCUACUCGCAAGCUAUUAAGGUCAAUGGUUUUAUCUAUGUCUCAGGACAGAUCCCAUUGGACACUGAAAACAAGCCAAUCGAGGGAUCUAUUUCUGACAAGACAGAACAAGUUAUUAAGAACGUCGAAAAUGUUUUGAAAGCAGCCAAUUCCGGUCUUGACAAGAUUGUUAAAAUUAACGUUUUUCUAACUGAUAUGGGAAAUUUUGCGGAGUUCAAUGGUGUUUAUGCAAAAUAUUUCAGUGAACAUAAGCCAGCUAGAUCCUGUGUGGCAGUCAAGGCAUUGCCACUAGGCAUGGACGUUGAGAUGGAAGUUGUAGCUGUCGAAUAA
Molecule: messenger RNA, 417 nt
Organism: Eremothecium sinecaudum
Lineage: Eukaryota; Fungi; Ascomycota; Saccharomycetes; Saccharomycetales; Saccharomycetaceae
Product: RidA family protein
Exons: 1
Coding region: 1-417 (138 amino acids)
Cellular component (GO): mitochondrion; cytosol
Molecular function (GO): deaminase activity
Source: RefSeq, a predicted model, not a curated record